AUGAAUUUACAGGGUUCGGAUGCGUUGCGUUCAUUUAAACCUUUAUUUGAUCGAGUAUUAGUUGAAAGAUUUGCUCCUGAAAUUAAAACAAAGGGUGGGAUAAUGUUACCCGAGAAAUCACACGGGAAAGUUCUCGAAGCGACGGUUAUUGCUGCUGGACCAGGUGCUGUCGACAAAGACGGGAAGAAUUUGCCUAUGUCUGUUAAGGUUAUUAUAGUUCUUUUUUCCGUUUUGAGUGGCUGA
This is a messenger RNA of Dracunculus medinensis (Guinea worm), 243 nucleotides long. Lineage: Eukaryota; Metazoa; Nematoda; Chromadorea; Rhabditida; Dracunculidae. The record is from the annotation of a GenBank genome assembly.